This is a messenger RNA of Geodia barretti, 1227 nucleotides long. The record is from the annotation of a GenBank genome assembly. Lineage: Eukaryota; Metazoa; Porifera; Demospongiae; Tetractinellida; Geodiidae.
AUGCCAAAACAAAAUAUUAUCGCAGGACUUGAUAUCGGUUCGAGCAAAAUUUCGGUAGUUGUUGGGAAUACGCUGCACGGGGGCACCCAAAAAAUAGGAAUUAUCGGCGUUGGUCACGCGCCUUCCAAAGGACUCCGCAGGGGAGUUGUCGUUGACAUCAACCAAACAGCCGAGGCUAUCCGUAAAGCCAUCUCCAGUGCUGAAUUGAUGGCAGGGGUGAAAAUAGACUCCGUCUGCGUCGGUAUUUCGGGUGAACAUGUUAUUGGGCAAACGUCACAUGGGGUUGUUUCCGUGGCAAAUACUGAGAUUUCGCAGGACGAUGUUGACCGAGCGAUGAUAGCAGCAAAGGCAAUCUCCAUUCCCGCAGACAGGGAAAUACUGCAUGUCAUCCAACAGAAUUUCGUCGUUGAUGCCCAGAGUCGUAUUCGGGAACCUAUCGGUAUGUCUGGCGCGCGUCUUGAAGCUUACGCCUACAUUAUUACAGGUGGCACAACGGCUAUUCAGAAUUUGCUCAAUAGCAUCGAAAAGGCAGGCGUGCCUAUAGUUGAAACGCUUGUCGCUGCACCGCUCGCAGCAACACAAGCUGCCAUCUCAAAGGAUGAGCGUGAAGUCGGCAUCGCACUUGUUGACAUCGGGGAUGGAACAACUGAAGUUAUUGUUUACAAAGAGGAUUCUAUCGAACAUACAGCAGUAAUUCCUGUUGGAGGACAGCACGUUACCAACGACAUUGCGCAAUACUUAAAAGUCACCCUUCCAGAAGCGGAGGAACUUAAACUUCACCGCGGCUGCGCUUGGACAGAAUUAGUCGAUCCUGAUGACGUUAGAUCUAUUCCAGUCGCCAGUGAUUCAACUCCACCGCGUUUCAUUGACCGGAUUGAACUUGCCCAAAUUAUUGAGUACCGUAUGGCUGAAAUCUUGGACGCAAUCGGUGACGAAUUAGGUGAUAUUCCGCUUCCGGGUGGACUCGUGCUCACGGGUGGUACUGCACUCAUGGACGGUUUGCAAGAACUCGCUGAAGCUAUGCUUCAGCUGCGCGUCCAGAUCGGAUACCCGCGUGGCUUGCAAGGCUUGACUGACCGGGUGAACCAUCCAAUGUAUUCCACAGGAAUAGGACUCGCUCUUUACGGUGAGACUUUGCGGCAGUUAGAACGUGAACACAACGUACGCCAUGGAGGGAACGCCUUUGGAUCAUUCCUGCAACGCAUCAAAGAAUGGUUUGGAUAUUAA